CCCUCUUCAAUGUUGGAAGUGAUUGCUAUGACCUCAGAGAUAGACACUCUUGAUCUUACCAGUCGAGUCAAAGAUGUUCUCCAAUUUCACAAUCUUGGUCAGAAAUUAUUUGGUGAAGCCGUUCUUGGGCUGUCACAAGGUUCUGUUAGUGAACUUCUUUCGAAACCAAAACCUUGGCACAUGUUAAGCAUCAAAGGGAGGGAACCCUUCAUUAAAAUGCAUCUGUGGUUGAGUGAUCCUCAGAACAUUGACCGAUUAAAACAUUACCAAAGUCAAAUUAAAGGUAGGUGUGACUCAUCACAAUGCAAGUGGUGCCUGUCCUAA
This is a messenger RNA of Lottia gigantea (owl limpet), 324 nucleotides long. RefSeq lists its product as hypothetical. The transcript has a single exon. The annotation marks the transcript as partial. Lineage: Eukaryota; Metazoa; Mollusca; Gastropoda; Lottiidae. The record is from RefSeq and is a predicted model, not a curated record. Gene Ontology annotation, molecular function: DNA binding.